AUGUCUGUGCCACGAGCUGCUCUGCGCAAGAUCCCCGCACUGACAGCAACUCGACGAGCCCUCACCUCUGUUACCACACGGAACACGGCCUCGACCCUGAGGAUGUCUUCUCCUCAGACCAUUGCAAAGCGGCGGUUGCAUGCCACGUCUGCUCACCUACAAGCCGCCGCCGCAGUCGCGCCUACCUCGGCAGAGACCUCACAUGAAAAGAUCCAGAACGUGGUUGACACAACCAACUUCCUCGACAACCAAUUCACACCCUCCCAGACCUCACAAUGGAUCGACCUGCACGACCCCUCAACGAAUAACCUCGUCACCCGCAUCCCUCAGUCGACUGACGCCGAGCUCAAAGCCGCUGUUGAAUCAGCACAAAAAGCAUUUCCAGCAUGGAAGGCCACAUCUAUUAUGCACCGGCAGCAGGUCAUGUUCAAGCUCACACAUCUAAUCCGCGAGAACAUGGACAGACUAGCCGCCUCAAUCACCCUUGAGCAAGGCAAGACCUUUGCUGACGCCAAAGGCGACGUUCUUCGCGGCCUACAAGUCUGCGAGGGCGCCUGCGGCAUCACGACCCAACUCGUUGGCGAAGUCAUCGAGGUAGCAAAAGAUAUGGAGACACGCAGCUACCGUGAGCCUCUGGGUGUUACAGCCGCCAUCUGUCCCUUCAACUUUCCCGCCAUGAUCCCACUGUGGUCGAUCCCACUCGCAACCGUCACCGGCAACACCCUAAUCCUCAAGCCCUCCGAGCGCGACCCCGGCGCAGCCAUGAUCCUCGCCGAGCUUUGCGUCAAAGCCGGCAUCCCGCCCGGAGUUGUCAACAUCGUGCACGGCGGCGCCAAGACGGUGGACUUCAUUCUCGACGAGCCCGCCAUCAAGGCCGUCUCCUUCGUCGGCAGCAACAAGGCCGGUGAAUACAUUUACACCCGAGGCAGCGCCAACGGAAAACGCGUACAGGCCAACCUCGGCGCAAAGAAUCAUGCUGCGGUAUUGCCAGACUGCAACAAGAACCACGCACUCAACGCUAUCUCCGGUGCUGCCUUUGGCGCCGCGGGCCAGCGCUGCAUGGCUCUGUCAACUCUCGUCCUAGUCGGCGAAACUAAGGAUUGGAUGCCGGAACUCGCCGAGCGCGCAAAGGCACUCAAGAUCAACGGUGGCUUCGAAUCGGACGCUGACUUGGGACCACUGAUUAGCCCGCAGUCCAAGAAGCGCGUGGAAGAUCUCAUCGCCAGCGCCGAGAAGGAGGGCGCAACGAUCCUGCUGGACGGCCGUGGCCAGAAACCCGCGGACAGCAAGUACGCCGACGGCAACUGGGUCGGACCAACCAUUAUCACCAACGUCAAGCCGCACAUGAAGUGCUACACUGAAGAGAUCUUUGGACCCGUACUGGUCUGCUUGAAUGUCGAGACGACCGAGGACGCUAUCGAGCUGAUCAACGCGAAUGAGUAUGGAAACGGCGCAGCUGUCUUCACCCAAUCUGGGCCUACCGCCUCCCUCUUCCAAAAGUCUCUCGAAGCAGGCCAGAUCGGCAUCAACGUCCCCAUUCCCGUCCCGCUGCCCAUGUUCAGCUUCACGGGCAACAAGAAGUCCGUCGCAGGUACAGGAAUGGCCAACUUCUACGGUAAGGAUGGCUUGAGGUUUUACACGCAGUGGAAGACGGUCACGAGCCAUUGGAGGGCGGAGGAUGCGAUCGGGACGAAGAGUGAGGUUAGCAUGCCUACGCAUUCAUAG
This is a messenger RNA of Cyphellophora attinorum, 1725 nucleotides long. Its product is annotated as Methylmalonate-semialdehyde dehydrogenase [acylating], mitochondrial. Gene Ontology annotation, biological process: L-valine catabolic process; thymine catabolic process. Gene Ontology annotation, molecular function: malonate-semialdehyde dehydrogenase (acetylating, [NAD(P)+]) activity; methylmalonate-semialdehyde dehydrogenase (acylating, NAD+) activity. Gene Ontology annotation, cellular component: mitochondrion. The transcript is spliced from 2 exons. NCBI's taxonomy places the organism in Eukaryota, Fungi, Ascomycota, Eurotiomycetes, Chaetothyriales, Cyphellophoraceae. The record is from RefSeq and is a predicted model, not a curated record. Bases 1 to 1725 code for a protein of 574 amino acids.